Molecule: messenger RNA, 264 nt
Organism: Penicillium vulpinum
Lineage: Eukaryota; Fungi; Ascomycota; Eurotiomycetes; Eurotiales; Aspergillaceae
Exons: 1
Coding region: 1-264 (87 amino acids)
Source: RefSeq, a predicted model, not a curated record
AUGCCGGUAUUAGAUUGCACUGGUAGAUCAGUCAGAGUCUCAGGAAGAUGUCAAUCUGCUCAAAAGCUGCUAGCUGGCAUUGACUCUGCGAUCGCAGCGACUAAGGCAUCAUGCACGACAAGCCAUGAGAAUUCCGUACAAGCUUGGCACAUGCGCCAGGAGAUACACGCAACGAACACCCUAGAGCACCCAAAGGAAAAGUCAUGCGAUCGAAAGCUACAAGACAGCAACGGAACAUGCAAACUCACUCGCUUCCACCAUUGA